This is a messenger RNA of Impatiens glandulifera, 1888 nucleotides long. RefSeq names its product ultraviolet-B receptor UVR8. The record is from RefSeq and is a predicted model, not a curated record. Lineage: Eukaryota; Viridiplantae; Streptophyta; Magnoliopsida; Ericales; Balsaminaceae. The coding region runs from base 168 to 1622 and encodes 484 amino acids. The transcript has 11 exons.
GAAGCACUAUCAUCAGUUAGCAUCAUCGAUUAGGGCACGUUACAAUAAUCCCACUCAAGCGGCAGCCCCCCAACCACCGGAGCAAAAUUUUCUAUCACUCUAGUGGAGGAGGGGUUGUUUGUUGGCUUACAAAAAGACUUUAUCUUUCGCUCUCUUGAAAAAUUGGAAUGAGUGCCGAUGCAGAAGGAGGAACUGACCAAGGUGUGAAAAUGGAGACCGACAACUCCGUCUUCAUGUGUGGCUACCUUCCCGGAGUAUCUCUUCAGAGGUCGCCGCUCUUGUCUCCGACUGCCGUCACGCUCUCUAACUCCACGGGUAUCAGAGGAGCCUCGUGGAACGAUGUUUGUGGCGGCGGAUGUGGGUUUGCAAUGGCCAUAUCAGAUACUGGGAGACUAAUUACAUGGGGUUCAACGGAUGACCUAGGCCAAAGUUACGUUACUUCUGGGAAACACGGGGAAACACCAGAGCCUUUUCCUCUUCCCACUGAAUCUUCAAUAGUCAAAGCUGCCGCUGGAUGGGCACAUUGUGUUGCAGUUACAGACAAUGGAGAAGUCUACACAUGGGGAUGGAAAGAAUGUGUUCCUACAGGAAAGAUAUUUGGUGAUCAACCCACAGGAGUAAGCUUGGAGAAGGUAGAAGUACUUGAAAAGCAGAACUCAUUAUUGACAGAUCAAGCAGUGACUACUCCCCGCACUCAGCUAAGAUCUAGCAGUGGUGGUGGAGAAGAAACUACAAAACGCAGGCGAAUAUCAUCCGCUAAGCAAACAGCAGAAACUUCAUCAGCUGGUGAUGAAACUCUUUCGGCACUGCCAUGUUUAGUGACUCUGAAUCCUGGAGUAAGAAUAGCGACAGUUGCUGCCGGUGGUCGUCAUACAUUGGCACUAUCAGUUUCAGAUAUGGGACAAGUGUGGGGUUGGGGCUAUGGAGGUGAAGGACAACUUGGUCUAGGAUCAAGGAUCCGUAUGGUAUCAUCUCCACAUCCAGUGCCUUGCAUUUCUUCGUGUGCUUUUGGGCAAGAUCAGCCUACAUCGUUUCCACAAGGAGGUUUGCUUUCAGAGGGACAGGGUUAUCGGGUACCAGGAAACUAUGUGAAGGGAAUUGCGUGUGGGGGGAGACAUAGUGCAGUGAUUACAGAUGCUGGUGCGCUACUUGCUUUUGGCUGGGGACUCUAUGGACAGUGUGGACUUGGAAGCACAGACGAUGAGCUCAGUCCCGUAUGUGUAUCUUCCUUAUUGGGCAUCAGAAUAGAGGGAGUGGCUGCCGGUCUGUGGCACACAGUCUGCAUUUCUGCCGAUGGUGAUGUUUAUUCAUUUGGUGGAAAUCAGUUUGGACAACUGGGAACCGGCAGUGAUCAAGCUGAGACUCUGCCCAGGGUUCUUGAAGCUCCAAGUUUAUCAGACACGAAUGCUAUUAUUGUAUCGUGUGGAGCUCGACACAGUUCUGUGGUUACAGAUGAUGGAAAGGUAUUCUGCUGGGGAUGGAAUAAGUACGGGCAGCUUGGUCUAGGAGAUGUAAUGGACAGAAACAUUCCCUGUCAAGUUCCAAUUGAUGGAUGCAUUGCAAGAAACGUUGCGUGUGGUUGGUGGCAUACCCUUCUCAUGGCGGCUGAAUCGCCUACUUGAAUUCUCCAUGGCUGCCAAGAGGAGGACAUAUCUAACACACAUUUUUGUUAGGUUAGUAAUUCUAAUCCCCAUUGGUAGUAGAUUGGAGGAGGAGGUUUCAGCCGAUAUGUACAUACAACAGCAUUGUAUCGUAUUUUACUCUACUGUAUCUAUAUUAUUAAACGAAUCAUUCUUUCAAGGUCAAGUUUCAAUACAUAUAUAAAUGACAGCUUAGAGGAGAUCUAGAGGCUUAAUUUGGUAUGAUGUAUGUAUAUAUAUUCUUUUGC